AUGUCAGCAUCAAUUUAUAACAGCAACUUGAUGACAACUCGAGUUGACAAUUUGUCAUCCACGAUUAUCAGCAUAUUGUCAGCAAAUUGUCAGCAACUUGUAGACAACUUGUUAUCAUCGGACGACCACCACCAUCCCGCGGGCAAGGAAACAGGGACCGGACCGUCCCCCGGCCGCAAGGGCGCCUGUCGUCGCUCUACCUGGGAACCUUCCUCCGUCGGCCCCCGAGCUUAUCAAGGACAAUACCUGGAUCCGGGAGUGACGGAUCUGCAGUGGAGGCUGGGACCUGAACGUCCCCCAGCCGCAAGGGCGCCCGUCGCUCGACACAGGAGCCCUCCUCCGUCGGCCCCCGAGAUCUGCGAAGGACGACGUUUGGACCCGGGGGUAUCGUUCCUGCCGUGGAGACUUAUCCUGGUGGACCUGCCAGACGAGAGAGUGACAAGGUGGAGGUUGGCGGACCCACGACCUCGGCCGGUCACCACCCAAGUCUCGCGCUCCACGCAGACGGGCGUCGGCUGCGCCCAAUCUCGUUCCUCACUGGCGCCUCUGAGCCCGCUGCCAACAACGCCGCAGAAGCCACGAACGCCAGGUCGACCGCGGAGUCCCGUCCGGAGAUGGCCUCCGAGCCCGCGGCUAUCAACGCUGCAGCAACCAAGGACGCCGGCGCGACCGCCGAGUCCUCUUAGAGAACCUCCGGCGACGCCAGACCAGCCGUCGAGCCUGCCCGCCGAAUCGGCGAGCCUCACUAGUCCGCCGCACCGCACGUCGAGCACAAGCACCAGCCCUCGACACGUUGUCUUUAUUCCACUACCUUUAAAGCCCAUCGCCAAUGGCUUGAAUUCUUCUGUGAGACCCGCCAGCAUAAUCGCACCUAUCAGUUCGUCGCCGAUAUUGAGACCAAAGUUAUUUAAUUUAUUGGCAGCGCCUGUAAUUUGA
Wasmannia auropunctata (little fire ant) is the source of this 936-nucleotide messenger RNA. Its product is annotated as proline-rich receptor-like protein kinase PERK9. The coding region runs from base 1 to 936 and encodes 311 amino acids. NCBI's taxonomy places the organism in Eukaryota, Metazoa, Arthropoda, Insecta, Hymenoptera, Formicidae. The transcript has 3 exons. The record is from RefSeq and is a predicted model, not a curated record.